Dentiscutata heterogama is the source of this 179-nucleotide messenger RNA. Lineage: Eukaryota; Fungi; Glomeromycota; Glomeromycetes; Diversisporales; Gigasporaceae. The record is from the annotation of a GenBank genome assembly.
AUGAGAUGUUUCUGGUGGCCAGUAACUUUUUACUUUUAUGGUAAUGGUGGUGCAGGUAAAUCUAAUCUCAUUCAAAAGUUAGUUUCCAACGAGUUAUACUCGAAACCUAAGAAGCAGAAAUCAGGGUCAAGUUGGUGGGAUAGUUAUGAGAAAUAUGAAAUUGUUCUUUUUGAUGAGUG